This is a messenger RNA of Sporisorium graminicola, 846 nucleotides long. RefSeq lists its product as uncharacterized. Gene Ontology annotation, cellular component: cytoplasm. Gene Ontology annotation, biological process: N-acetylglucosamine metabolic process. The record is from RefSeq and is a predicted model, not a curated record. NCBI's taxonomy places the organism in Eukaryota, Fungi, Basidiomycota, Ustilaginomycetes, Ustilaginales, Ustilaginaceae. The transcript has a single exon. The coding region runs from base 1 to 846 and encodes 281 amino acids.
AUGCUAGCAUCAUCACACACGAUCUCGCGGGUCGAGACCACACCGUCUCACAGCACGGCAUCCACGUCGCAGCUGCUCCUGCGCGGGACACGCGAUGGCGACUUGGUUGCUGCCCUCUCCUCCUCCUCCUCCUCUUCUUCCCCCACAGCUUCAGAACGAGCGCCGCUGUUCACGUGGGGUGAGCUGUCGGAGAUCGUGUCGAGCGGGCAGCUGCACAAACUCGCGCGCCACCCGGAUGACCUCAAGGAGUACUUUGCAUGGAUGACGAGCGUCAAAGAGUCCUACGGGAGUGUCACCAACUUCCUGCUGUCCGAGCGGUUCACGGCCACGCGGCUGCUAGAAAAAGCCUCCUCGUCCUCCUCUUUCGCCCAACCGCAAGAUACCGAGGUGCGCUGUUUCCGGAGCGACUUCGUACCUGGGCUCGACUGCCAGAUCCUGGUCAACGACUGGCCGUACUCAGUGCCGCGCGAUGUGACUCACUAUGUCGUGUGGAGCCACCUGCCCAUACUGCAUCCGGACCUCGUCGCCCACGCGCGUCCACAGACCGCACAGCGCGCAUGGAGCAUCAUCGCCAAGCGCGGUCUCUGUGCCACCCUCUCCCCCACCGCCUCCCCGCGCGCCGCAUUCCCGCCCCUCGACAAUCUCACCUCAACGUCGGAUCUGGUAGAGCAAGAACAGGUCGACCUGCACAACACGCUCCGGUCGGCCUGUGCGCCUCUGAUCGAAUUCAUAGCCUGUCAUUGGAACACGGCACGAUCCGAAGUCGCCUUCUUCGCAAACCCGCCUAGCUUGCAAUCCGUGCCCUCGCUCGCCCACUUCCACGUCCUCGUCAAACCCCUCCUCUAA